AUGGAUACCGACCCCUUUCCCAAGCAUCCCCCCAAGCUCAACACCAUCCAUUCCACCUUCAUGGCUUCCACUCCUCUUCCCAGCAUUCCACCUUCAAUCUUCCAUCUAUACCACCAUCAGAACCGCCAACUCCACACCCGUCUAUACCACCUAGCAGCACGCCGUCUUCUGAUCACCCAAGCAGCACGCCUUCAUCACCAUCCCUCGUUGCCACCAAGCAAUGUACCCAGUGACGAUCCCACAAGGGACCCCUCAAUGCCACCAUCAGUUCAUCCUACCCCGAACCCAUCUGAUAUUCCCAGUGAGCCACCCUCCUCACCACCAAGUGAGCCUCCUACUGGAAAGCCAACCCCAAUCCCAUCAGAAACUCCAUCCAGCCCACCAACACCAAUCCCAUCAGAGACCCCUUCAACACCUCCCACCCAAAGCCCAAGUGAGACUCCUUCAGAGAUACCAACAACUGAUCCAACCCCUAUCCCAUCAGAGCCACCUACAACUUUGCCAACUCCAAAUCCAUCGGAAACUCCCUCAGAUGAACCAACUCAAAAGCCAUCAGAAACACCAUCUUGGAUGCCCAGUGAAAACCCUUCAGAACCACCUACAACGCCACCAACAAACCCUCCUAGCGUACCUCCCAGUCAUCCACCAUCCACUGAUCUUCACGAACUCCUUCGGAGACCCCCUCUUAUGUGCCAUCUAGUGUACCUUCGCCUAUCCCAACUACUCCUCCAACACCAAGCCCAAGUGAAACCCCAAGUGAGAUCCCCACAACUGAUCCAUCACCUGUUCCCUCAAGCCCACCAAGUGAUGUUCCCAGUACCCCACCUUCUCCAGUCCCAACCACAAACCCAUCAGAAACCCCAUCAAUCCCUCCCUCAUCUCCACCAACACCAGUUCCAACACCCAACCCAUCAGAGACUCAUCCUCCACCAUCAUCCACCACCAACAACCCUACCUUCAAAUCCACCAUCUGAAACACCUUCAAUUCCACCAAGUAGCCCACCAACAAUCCCACCCACCCCAAAUCCCAGUGAUACCCCCAGUGACAAUCCAUCAACUGUGCCUACUCCGAGUCCAUCGGAAACACCAUCUGAAAUUCCCUCAACUCCUCCUUCCCCAAUUCCCACGACACCACCAACACCCAAUCCUAGUGACCCCCCUCAAGAACACCCUCGAAUGUCCCCUCAUUUAUGCCAACUCCGAGUCCGAGUGAGGUUCCAAGUGAGACUCCCACAACUGUCCAUCACCAAUUCCCUCACGACCACCAAGUAA
This is a messenger RNA of Seminavis robusta, 1272 nucleotides long. The record is from the annotation of a GenBank genome assembly. NCBI's taxonomy places the organism in Eukaryota, Bacillariophyta, Bacillariophyceae, Naviculales, Naviculaceae.